AUCUCUGCUUUCCAUUUUUGGAAGUUUCCGUAAACACAAGAUAUGCAAUGCUUAUACCAAAGGUAUAGAUGCAGAGGAAGGAAUUUACGAGCCUCUAACCCAUAAAGAAACAGAGAAGGCAUUGAAUCAGCAGAUGGAAUGUUAUUUCUCACAAAGAGGCGCCAUUUGGGGAUACAUAUUGCAAAUUGUUUUUCAAAUGACUGCUGGGGCUGCUAUGCUGACUGAUGGUGUUUAUUGGCUCGUAAUCUUUCCAUUCCUUACCAUAGCAGACUAUGAAAUGAGUUUCUUAACAGUUGUGGUACAUUCUCUUAAUAUCAUUUUGCUGCUAGGAGAAACAGCCAUGAACAGCUUGCGCUUCCCAUGGUUCCGAAUUUCGUAUUUCAUCUUGUUCACGGCGGUUUACGUGGUGUUUGAGUGGAUUGUCCAUGCCUUUGUGGAAACCUGGUGGCCAUAUCCAUUUCUUGAUGUAUCAGCAGAAUUCGCCCCAGCAUGGUACUGGCUGGUUGCAGCAUUGCACCUUCCAUGCUAUGCUAUGUUUGUGUAUUUGGUGAAAGUAAAGUACUUGGUGCUGUCUCGGUGGUUCCCCGAGUCGUAUCAUAGUUUAAGAUGACAUCUUUUGUUCAAAGCUGCAAAGCGCGCGUAUGUCUUUUAGCAGUUCCGGAGUGGGGAGCUGCAGCAUAGAUUAUGGCAAUUUUAGGAAUACAAUGCUAACAACAGGAAAAGAGUGUAACUGAUGCAUGCAUCCUACAUUCAUAUAUACACCCUUUAUUCUUUUGAAACUAGAGAAAGUAUAUUUACUUGUCUUAA
Messenger RNA from Erigeron canadensis, 807 nucleotides. RefSeq lists its product as uncharacterized. The transcript is spliced from 6 exons. NCBI's taxonomy places the organism in Eukaryota, Viridiplantae, Streptophyta, Magnoliopsida, Asterales, Asteraceae. Gene Ontology annotation, cellular component: membrane. The record is from RefSeq and is a predicted model, not a curated record. Bases 134 to 610 code for a protein of 158 amino acids.